UUGUGUUGAUGUGUAGUAUGAUUGUGUUGUGUUUGAACGAUUACUUUUUCAACGUACCGAAGAAUAAAAUAAUAAAUGUUAUAAUUACAUUAAAUCGUUCAAGUUACUUCAUUGUAUUUUGAGUCUCUAAUUCUUCUAUCAAGUAUUCUCAAAAAUAGCAGACAUGUCUACUACAUCGCAGAAACACAACAAUUUUGUAGCAGAACCAAUGGGUGAUAAACCUGUUACGGAUCUUGCUGGAGUAGGAGAAGUAUUGGGACGUAGAUUAGAAUCUGCAGGUUACGAUAAGGCAUAUGUAGUACUAGGACAAUUUUUGGUUCUCAAAAAGAACAGGGAAUUAUUCCUAGAAUGGAUGAAAGAUGUAUGUUCUGCGAAUGUAAAGCAAUCAAGCGAUUGUUACCAGUGCAUCUCUGAUUGGUGUGAAGAAUUUUUGUAAAGUAAUUAUAAGGGUUAAUGUUAAUGUUACAUGAACAAAAUUAAAUAAUAUAGCAGAA
Molecule: messenger RNA, 494 nt
Organism: Megalopta genalis
Lineage: Eukaryota; Metazoa; Arthropoda; Insecta; Hymenoptera; Halictidae
Gene: baf
Product: barrier to autointegration factor
Biological process (GO): chromosome organization
Cellular component (GO): condensed chromosome; nucleus
Molecular function (GO): DNA binding
Source: RefSeq, a predicted model, not a curated record